AAAUACAUUAUAUAUCUUAUUGAAAUGGGUAGCAAAAAUUCGGUGAUAGACGGUGACGUCAUCAGCGCAAUGUGCAGCGAUAACCCCGAGUUGAAAUGCAUUGUGAUUGAACCAAAAGAUGUCACAGAAAUUCAGAUAAGCAAUGCAGUGAAGGAAAAAGAUAUCGAAAACAUCUGCAAAAUAAUCAAAACAGCAGAAAAUCUGCAGAAGCUCACCAUGCCAAAAAUGUUACCCGUUGCGGAAUACCUCAACCUCGUUCUGGAUGCUAUUCUCGCACGCUUCGGAAAUCCAAUUAGUUCCAUCGAUUUGAGCGGGAGUACCGACAUAGAUGCCGAUGCAGCCCAAAAACUUCGUCGUGUUUUGAAAAAUCCUGGCGUCAAACAUCUCAAUCUGGAAGACUGCAAUAUGAAUGCCGAAGCUUUAUCAAAAUUAUUUGAAGGAUAUCGCGAAGGCGGUAUUGGACGGGUGUUGUUUAGUUGUAUCAACUCUUCCUACAGGACUUGA
Molecule: messenger RNA, 504 nt
Organism: Styela clava
Lineage: Eukaryota; Metazoa; Chordata; Ascidiacea; Stolidobranchia; Styelidae
Source: RefSeq, a predicted model, not a curated record